CAAUCACGCACUAUCUAGCUGACCCGACGAUCCGGACGUACAACGUUGUUUAUUCUUAUCUGCAAUGGCUCCUCCCUCUGCCAUCGCUCCGAGCAUCUCAACCUCUUCAAGAUCGCACAUCUAUACUCUCUCUCACACACACACAUAAUUACACGAUCACAAACCCUAAAGUUGUUGCAUUUAUACAAACAAACACGCACACACCCACCUAAUUUAAAUCCUUUGGCACGAAACACAAAACACAGUUACACAGAUCUGUUUAUAUAUAAGAAAGCUAUUAAUCGAAAGACAUUAUUAUUAUUAUAAUUAUUAUAAUUGAUAAAAUAAAAUACAAUAAAGAUGGUGUUGAUAUCAUCUGUAAGAGAUUAUAUAAAUCGAAUGUUACAAGAUAUUUCUGGCAUGAAAGUCCUCAUUCUUGAUUCCCAAACGGUUAGCACUGUCAGUGUUGCGUAUUCUCAGUCAGAACUUCUGCAAAAAGAAGUGUUUUUGGUAGAAUUGGUUGAUUCCAUCUCUAUGUCAAAGGAGUCUAUGUCACAUCUCAAAGCAGUUUAUUUUUUGCGUCCAACAUCAGAGAAUAUUCAGCAUUUGAAACGGCAACUGGCUAAACCUCGAUUUGGAGAAUAUAACCUUUUUUUCUCAAAUAUGUUGAAUACUACCCAGCUUCAUAUUUUAGCUGACUCGGAUGAACAUGAAGUUGUUCAACAAGUCCAGGAGUUCUUUGCCGAUUUUGUUGCAAUUGACCCCUACCAUUACACUUUGAACAUACCAUCAAAUCAUAUGUAUAUGCUUCCAGCUGUUAUAGAUCCUCCAAACCUGCAAAACUACUGUGAUCGAAUUGUUGAUGGACUUGCAGCUAUCUUUUUGGCUUUCAAAAGGAGACCUGUCAUUCGAUAUUCACGUACAUCUGAUAUUGCUAAAAGGAUAGCACAUGAAGCUUCGAAGCUGAUGUACCAGCAGGAAAGUGGCCUUUUUGAUUUCAGACGCACAGAAAUUUCUCCUUUGUUGCUUGUAAUUGAUAGGAGAGAUGACCCUGUUACUCCAUUACUGAAUCAGUGGACUUAUCAGGCCAUGGUCCAUGAGUUGAUAGGUAUUAAAGACAAUAAGGUAGAUUUAGGAAAUGUUGGGAAGUUUUCGAAGGAUCAACAGGAGGUCGUGUUGUCGUCUGAACAAGAUGCCUUUUUCAAGGCUAAUAUGUAUGAAAAUUUUGGAGAUAUCGGAAUGAGUAUAAAGCGGAUGGUGGAUGAUUUUCAACAAGUGGCAAAAAGCAAUCAGAACAUUCAGACAAUAGAGGACAUGGCUAAAUUUGUUGACAAUUAUCCGGAGUAUAGAAAGAUGCAAGGGAAUGUCUCUAAGCAUGUAACACUGGUGACAGAAAUGAGCAAGAUCGUUGAAGAGAGAAAACUCAUGCUAGUUUCACAAACGGAACAAGAGUUGGCUUGCAAUGGUGGCCAAGGGGCAGCAUUUGAGGCUGUCACAAAUCUUUUGAAUAAUGAAAGUGUCUCUGAUAUUGACCGACUACGCCUUGUUAUGCUGUAUGCUUUGAGAUAUGAGAAAGAGAGCCCUGUUCAACUGAUGCAGCUUUUUAAUAAGCUGGCUUCUCGCUCUCCCAAGUAUAAGCCAGGGCUUGUACAAUUCCUUCUAAAGCAAGCAGGGGUUGAUAGACGAACCGGAGAUCUGUAUGGUAACAGGGAUAUCUUGAAUAUUGCCCGUAAUAUGGCUCGUGGAUUGAAGGGAGUUGAGAAUGUAUACACCCAGCAUCAACCGCUUCUGUUCCAAACAAUGGAGAGCAUCAUAAAAGGAAGGUUGAGAGAUGUGGAUUACCCGUUUGUUGGAAAUCACUUUCAACAGGGCAGGCCACAAGAAGUGGUGAUCUUCAUUGUUGGUGGAACAACAUAUGAGGAAUCACGCUCAGUUGCUCUACAGAACGCGUUUAAUUCUGGAAUUCGGUUUAUACUUGGAGGUUCCUCUCUUUUGAAUUCUAAAAGGUUUCUUAAGGACCUUGAAGAAGCUCAGCGUAUUGCCCGAUCAAGCACUGGUGUUGUUUAAGUUUUAAAUUGCAACUUCACCAUUUAAGGCAUGUAAGUAAUCACUUGGGUUCUGUAUUUUGAGCCUACGGCAACUUGUAAAAUGAGCGGGAGUUUUAAUGGUUGAUUUAGGCAUGUACCUGACUGUGUUAGCCUAGUGGCUUGUUAAUGUUGUUCAUACGAUGGAAAAACUAAGAAAGGUAGUUAAUUUAUAGUGUGGAAAGGUUAUCUUCGU
Messenger RNA from Erigeron canadensis, 2259 nucleotides. Its product is annotated as vacuolar protein sorting-associated protein 45 homolog. Gene Ontology annotation, biological process: intracellular protein transport; vesicle-mediated transport. The record is from RefSeq and is a predicted model, not a curated record. Gene Ontology annotation, cellular component: Golgi membrane. NCBI's taxonomy places the organism in Eukaryota, Viridiplantae, Streptophyta, Magnoliopsida, Asterales, Asteraceae. Bases 340 to 2046 code for a protein of 568 amino acids. The transcript has 13 exons.